AAGUCCAAAAAGUGCAAGGCAUAAACCCAGGGAUUGGUUACCCUAUAUUUAGGCCCAUAACCAAAACACAAUUUGCAAGGUCACACCACUCACUGAGUCUGAGAGCCUCGCUCUCUUAUUGAUUUCACUUUCUUCUGCCACUGCUCUGCUUCUCACCCUCCUCUCUCUUGUUUCAUAAAGUGCCGUUCUGUAGCAAAACCAAAUUAGGGCAAAUACUAUGGAAGAAAUCAUAUCCUCAUGUUCUCCACCCACUUUCUGCCAAGAAACCUCCUCCACAUUUCAACAGCGCCUACAGUUCAUAGUUCAGAACAGGCCCGAGUGGUGGGUGUAUUCCAUUUUCUGGCAAGCCUCCAAAGUCAGCAUUAGUGACCAAGUUUCCCUGUCAUGGGCCGGCGGCCAUUUUUGGAACACUCACGAUCACUUGGCAUCGAAAAGAAGCAGUGGAGUGAUCAACAGUUACCAACCCAAGUUUGGGUUCAGUAAUGGAGAGAGAAGUAAGGUGAUUAACCAGGAAGUUGAAGCUCUUUUGCAUGAUGACAUGGUGGAUUUGGACAUGAGGCUCGUGGAUCAUGAAGAUGCCACUGACUCCGAGUGGUUUUACUUUUAUACCGUUUCUUUAACCCAGUCAUUCUCUGCAGGCCAGGGUAAUAAUAGUAAAAAUAUUGUCGGCAGGGCAUUUGGUUCUGGUGGGUUUGUUUGGCUUGCAGGUGACCACGACUUUCAGUUUUAUGAGUGUGAGAGAGUCAAAGAAGCAAGAAUGCAUGGAAUCCAAACUUUGGUUUGCAUUGCAACUCCUUGUGGGGUACUUGAACUGGCCUCUUUGGAUGUUAUCAAAGAAGACUGGGGUCUUGUGCAUUUAUCAAAGUCGCUGUUCGGAUCAGACGGCAACAUCAACAUGAACAACAAGAAGAAGCUCUCAAAGCAGCAGACCACCCGGGAUGGCAAUGUACUUGUUCCUAUCCUAGAAAAUGGACUUUUUUCAGCAGCUCAAAAGGAAUUGAUUCGGCAAGAUCAUGGUGGUAGUAUAAACGAAGCUGCACCUAUCAAUCUAGGAGAAUCGUCACCGGAAACACCUUCUGACUCCGUUGGCAACUUCACAUUGGAGAAUACGGAGAACAUGAAUCGGUUGAGAAAGAGAGGAAGAUCAUCAAACCAUGGAGCUGCAAGUAGAGAAUUACAAUUGUUAAACCACGUUGAGGCCGAGAGACAGAGGAGGGAGAAGCUCAACCACCGAUUCUAUGUCCUCCGGUCAGUUGUUCCCAAUGUGUCAAAAAUGGACAGGUCCUCUUUGCUUGCCGAUGCCGUGUUGUACAUCAAUCAACUCAAAUCAAAAGUUGAGGAAUUGGAGGCAAAAGUCCAAGAACAAACACAAAAACCUAAAGCGGGCAAUAAUGCAAGUAACAAUCUUGAUCAUCACUCCAGCCAAAGCACCAGCUCCAUCGUUGACCAACAUCAUUAUUCGUAUUAUAAUAUUAGUAAUAAUAGCAAUAGUAAUAAUAACAGUAUUAGUGAUAGGGCAGCAGCUGCGGCUGUGGAAGUGGAUGUGAAGAUUUUUGGGUCAGACGUCAUUACGUGUUCAGUGUCCGGAUCAAGACUACCCAUAUGCUAAGUUGAUGAAUGCACUCAAGGGCCUAGGGCUACAAGUUUACCAUGCAAGCAUAUGGAGCGUGAAAGAGUUGAUGGUUCAAGAUGUUGUGGCAAGAUUGCCUUAUGGGUUUACUGGUAAGGAGGCAUUGAGAAAUGGUAUUAUGAAAGGAUGGUACUCCUAAAAAUUACAAAAAUACUACUUUUACCAUCUGGUUGUACCAUAUCUUUAAUAAAGACGGAAUACACAAGCGUUGGCAGACCUUAACUUUAGAGAGAUGAUACAAAUGAUGGUAUAACUAGGUGGUAAGUGUAGGCAUUACACUAAAACUUAUAAGUUUCAUUUGUUUAGCUUCCUUUUUUUUUAAAAAAAAUUAUUUAGCUUCCUUAGCUAAUGAUUUUAUUUUACAUUGGUAGUGCUUGUUGUACCUCAAAGUCGGUGUAAGUUUAUAAUUAAGUGAGACAUCUUUACUUUUC
Molecule: messenger RNA, 2061 nt
Organism: Malus domestica (apple)
Lineage: Eukaryota; Viridiplantae; Streptophyta; Magnoliopsida; Rosales; Rosaceae
Product: transcription factor bHLH14-like
Biological process (GO): regulation of DNA-templated transcription
Cellular component (GO): nucleus
Molecular function (GO): DNA-binding transcription factor activity; protein dimerization activity; transcription cis-regulatory region binding
Source: RefSeq, a predicted model, not a curated record